Molecule: messenger RNA, 540 nt
Organism: Otolemur garnettii (small-eared galago)
Lineage: Eukaryota; Metazoa; Chordata; Mammalia; Primates; Galagidae
Product: C-type lectin domain family 6 member A-like
Exons: 5
Coding region: 1-540 (179 amino acids)
Source: RefSeq, a predicted model, not a curated record
AUGAUGCAAGAAGGACAACCUCAAGGUAGAGUGACUUACCAUUUUACAUAUGGCAAAACUGACAAAAGGCUGUCUGAACUACAAACAUCUCAUUCAAGUCUAACCUGCUUCAGUGAAGGGACAAGGGGGACAGUCUGGGGAUGUUGCCCGAGCACGUGGAAGUCAUUUGGUUCCAGCUGCUACCUCAUUUCUACUCAAUACGAUGUUUGGACAAAGAGUGAGCAGAACUGUGUUGAGAUGGGGGCACAUUUGGUUGUGAUCAAUACAGAAGCAGAGCAGAAUUUCAUUGUCCAACAGCUGAAUGAAUCAUCUUCCUAUUUUCUUGGGCUCUCAGAUCCAGGAGGUAAUGACAACUGGCAAUGGAUUGAUCAGACACCUUUCAAGAAAAAUGUCAGAUUAUGGCACCCAAAUGAGCCCAAUUCUUCUGGAGAGCAGUGUGCUACAAUAGUUUUCUGGAAACCUGGAAACUGGGGCUGGAAUGAUGUUUUCUGUGACAGUAAGAGGCUUUCAGUAUGUGAAAUGAAGAAGAUUCAGUUAUGA